This is a messenger RNA of Knipowitschia caucasica, 330 nucleotides long. Lineage: Eukaryota; Metazoa; Chordata; Actinopteri; Gobiiformes; Gobiidae. The record is from the annotation of a GenBank genome assembly.
AUGAUGCUGCAGAAACUUAGGAACCACUCUCCUCCCCAGCAGAACCACCCUCCUCCCCAGCAGAACCACCCUCCUCCCCAGCAGAACCACCCUCCUCCCCUGCAGAACCACCCUCCUCCCCUGCAGAAGCACCCUCCUCCCCUGCAGAACCACCCUCCUCCCCUGCAGAACCACCCUCCUCUCCUGCAGAACCACCCUCCUCCCCUGCAGAAGCACCCUCCUCCCCUGCAGAACCACCCUCCUCUCCUGGAAGAACGCACAUCACCGCCGUGUCAUGGACUGGAUGAAAUGAAAAAGCAGCCCAGGUUGACUCAGCCUUCGCUCUGUUGA